Molecule: messenger RNA, 16969 nt
Organism: Spirodela intermedia
Lineage: Eukaryota; Viridiplantae; Streptophyta; Magnoliopsida; Alismatales; Araceae
Source: the annotation of a GenBank genome assembly
AUGUCUAUGCCUGAGACUUUGCCGUGCAAAGUGGAGGGUUGAUUUUAGGCAGGACCUCCUUCACAUCCAAAUUAUGUGAUCCUUCUCCUCCUUUAGUAGUUCCCAGAAUGAUCUUCUUCUUUCUCUUGCUGGUUGAAGGAUAGAUUUUAUUUGUGCAUUUUUAGUUUAUUACCAUAUGCAAACAGCGCACUAUCUUCUAUAAAUUUUCCAGGUGCUGAAAGAUGCUUCAAUCGGCGCAGUUUUGAUUUGUCUGCUUUGAGGAAGAGUUAUAAGCGUAUUCAAUGGGGAAUUAUAUUUUCUGGACAAACAGGUAACGUUUCUUUUACUUUUUUCUGAUAUUGAGAAAUUAAACCUCUCAUGGCGCAAAGUGACAGUGCCUUUUGUUACAACUGGAAGGCUAAAAGAGUUGUGGGCAGCCACUCCAACUUUUUUCUUGAUGGGAUUAUUUUUUGGGUUUCAGUUGGAAAUUUUGAAUAUCAUCUGCUCGUAGGCUUCUGUUUUUAGGGAAUCCGAGAAGAAACUUUGUGAAAGAAUCUUGCCCUCUCGUUUAACUGCAAAAGCAUUGCUGUUACUGUAUUUUUUCUAUUGAAUAAUGUAGUUCUGUGUGCAUCAGCUGUAGAUAUAUAUCCCUGUAAUGUUUCCGUCAGUUUGAUGCAGGUGCGUCACCAUUUGGUUUCAAAUCUCCAUGCUUCAUUUCAUAUAUGAACUGAUUUUUUUCUAUAUCAUGCUCCAUCAUUGUUGCUUGAUAAAGUGCACAAGACUUCUGGAUGGAAACUUGGAAGCAUCCUAAAGCGAACGAAUGAGUGAUGUCUCACUUCUAAUUGUGCAUGGGUUUGGUUAUACAAUGUAAUUCUUUUGAAGAUCCCUCAAAUGCUUUUCUCUUUGGUGAGACUUUGUGGAAUUCAAGACUGCACGUGGACAUCCUAAUUUUCAUGCAUCAUCAUUGAUUGGUAUUCCACAUGGUAUUCAAGACUGCAUGUAGUAUUCCACAUGGUAGUUUUCUCUGUAAAAAGAUGGGUAUGUUCUUGAUGCGAAAUCUAUUUUAAUUGUGUCGUUUCUUUGAGGUGCUUAUUGUGUUGGAGUAGGGUAAUUUGACUUUCUUAGUUUUUUAAAAGAUAUGAAUAUAAACGCAUGAAAAUUAGCUUGAAAUGCAUGAAAAGAUAUAAAAGAUUGAAUGGUUCCUAAAAAUUGCAACACACAACGGGGUAUGUGUUUGACCUGAUGCAUGGUCUUUGAAAUAAAUUAGCUUGAAAUGUUAUUUGAAUCAUCAUGGAUUUUUAGCCUGAAUUCUUAUCGGACCUCAUAUUUCACAUUGUGAAGCAUCCGAGGACUUUUCAAUUAAGCUUUGCUGGGUUCUUUCAAUUUAAUAAUGAAUAGUUGAUUGAGGAAAUAGAAAUAUUGUAAUAUUAAAUUCAGAGUCUCUCAGGGGAAUAUACAGGUGGCCCUGCUAAUUUUAUCAAUUAAACAUCAAGGGGAUGCGUAAUGAUCAGAUAGUUAUAAACUUCCAUAUCACUUUUAAGAAUAUGGUGAAGCAACGUAAUGAGUGAACUUUUAGUUAACACAACCAUGACAGCUUAACUCGGCUUUGGCUUUUCCAAAAUUAACCAAAUUCAUGAACAAUCUUGUUUAUAUGAAAUUGCGUGAUGAAAAAUGAAGAAAUUUGGUGAUUAUUUGAAUUUUUUUUUAUGAAUUGCAAUUAAUGAAGGGCGUUUGCCUGAUUCGAAGGUUGUCCCUCGUCCUUGAGAGAAAGCUGAUAAAGAAGCUAAACUAUUCUUUGGUAGCUUCAUACAUAUUCUCCCAAGUUGUUAUUUCCAUCCUUAUGAAGUAGAGACACUAAAUUCAAGCGUUACUACAUGUGAACUCCCUGGUUUCUCCAUGGAGAACAUGGCAUCUGCUUGGAGAGUAGAUAUGAUGUGGAUAAUCUGCCUUACAGUUUUUGAUGUAGGAUAUGGUUGGUUUAAUUUUUUAUAUUUUCUGUCUAUAAUUUUUUUAUAGCAGUGGUUUCUUCAUUUGUUUGAUCUAGAUAGCCUUUUAUUUCAAGUGCUUUUUCUUCUUUAUAUGCUAAUGAAUCUUGGUAAUUUGACUUUGUUUCAUUCAAACCAAGGCACUGUGUUGCAAUUCGUAGUCCAUUAUUUUUUUCCCUUGGCCAAAAUUUGAUGUUUGCCUCGAAGUAGUUAGUUUAUGACCCCAUGUGGCUUGUAUGGUUUCAAAUUUUCUUCUUCGUGUCCACAGCAUUGAUUAUGGGGCUGAGUUGUAGUCCUGCCUUAGCUGAAGAUGUUUCUGUAAAUGAAUCCAAUUCCGGAAGAGAUGCAACAGGAGAUGCUUUGAUUACUGGUUUACGGAGGAUUGAAGAUGGUUCAGUUGUAUCAAAUUCACACACAGUAAAGUGGAGAAUUUUUACGGACAAUGGGAGGGAUUUAUUUUUGAAAGUAAGGCCGGCUUUUAUUUUUUCUGCAACAUUGUUCUGGCUAUUCAUUUUGUUUCACUACAUUAGGUUUUUAAGGUUUCCUUUUUCUUGUGUACAGGGAAAGGUGGAUGAAGCAGAAAAAUACUUCUUAUUGGCUUCAAAAGAGGCUAAAGAGGGCUUUGGAGAGAGAGACCCACAUGUGGCAUCUUCGUUGAAUAAUUUGGUAGCUAAGUCUUAUUUUUAUUCUAAAAAUUAUGUUUUAUUUCCAAUCAUCUCGUAUAAUGAGGGAUCUGAGUUCCGUUCUUCUUUUAUAGAGUGGUAUGGAAGUAUUUUCUAGUUGUAUUACCAUGAAGUAGUCACGGUAAUUAUCAGAAUUAUAACAAUUAAACAUGGUAUGAAAUGGUAUAUCUGACUGUAAUAACUGCUUAGAUCUUAAUGCCAUUUUUCGCAGCUCUCUGAAUCUUUAAAGUCCUAAUUAUCAGAAUCAUUCUUUUGAUAUGCUUUUCUUUUAUCUUUCUUGGAUAGGACCAAUAUUGUCAACGACAUUCUUUACUCUUUUCGUGGUAUAUCUGCCUUGUCCCCUCUGUAAUUUAAUCCCAGGGACCAUUGACGAAGAAGAAGAGGGCGACCUGGGAAUAGGACUUCUGAGCCGAGCAUUUCUAGGAAUAGAUGUGAAUAAAUGACAUAAUUUGGAUAAUAAAUUAACAAAGAAUUGAACUCAAACUGUUAAGGAAUUAAGAAUAGCUAUUGGAGGUACAUCUUUUUUUUUUCUUUAUAAAUAGACUUAUCUUUUUUUUCUUUUUGUCAAAGGACGAGUUGUCAACAAAGUUACCUGUUCCGUAUGCUUGAAACGUAGGUAUUAACUUCAUAAAAGGCAUAAUCUAAUUUGCCCAUGCAUAUUGCCCUUUCCCCACACUGCUGAAACACACUUCAUAGUCUUGUCAGGGUUACCUCAAUGGUAUUUUUUGCUGGUGGUAGUAAUGUACAAAGUCUGACAAUGUGUCAUGUGACAAAUUCAUAUCAUAAAGAAUUGUAUGCGCGUGUAAUAAUUAAGAGUUUUGGAACCUUUGGGGGCCGGCAUAUAAAAUAUCUUGGUUGAAUUUAAGGAAAUGUGAGACGCAUGUUCAAAAUGUUUAUGUAUGCAAAUUACGUGCAGUCAAUUACAUAAAGAACAUCAUUGAAUAAAUAAUUCAGGAUCCAUUGAUUUUCUAUAAUGAAUUUUUGUUAACUUUGCAAUGAGUACGUUUGAAUUUUUUUUAAAAUAAAAUUCUUAGAGAAAUAUCUCAUCUUGGUAUCUUGGAAUAUUUUUCUUUCGAGAGUCAUGUAAUCGUUAUCUGAUUAGAGGGAUGAGGAACACAAUUCGUACCUUUGAAGGUCCACAUGCUUCCAGUAAUACAUUAUAUUAAUAGGGGAAACUCUCAGAUGCUAUUGACACUCAAAAGUCCAAAAACAGUUUCACCUGCCAAGCUACUCUACUUGUGCCAAUUACCUUAUACUUUUCUUUUUUGAUUUCUGCAGGCUGAACUCUAUCGGGUACAGAAGGAAUUUCACAAAGCAGAGCCAUUAUAUUUGGAAGCUUUAAAUAUUCUACAGGAGGCUUUUGGGCCAGAGGAUGUGCGGUAUGUUCUGCGAGCAUUGAUCCCGGAGAUAUUCUGUCUUUAUUGAAUGUUAAAAUAUAGUUUAAUUAUAAGAAAAAAAAAUAUUGUGCUCAUUUCCAACUUCUUGAAGAUGUGAACGUAGGAAUUACAGAAAUAUGCUGUCAAACAUAACAAUAUAUCUACUUGAAAGUUGAUGUUCUUGGUACCAAUAAAUAUCUGAAAGCAGUUUCAUCAUAGAUGGAAGUAUGUAAUACAUCGCACUACUAUCUUGGCGACUGUGUUAUUGACUAAUUAUUAAAUCAAUGCAAAGUUUUUAUUUCAUGAUGCAGUCCGAGAUGUCUGGAGUCGAAAUCUUGUCCUUGAAUCCAAACCUCAGAGGAAGAAAAUUCAUAGAAUUGAUUGAAUGCUUCUAGGGCUACAAGGGGGGGGGGGGGGGGUUAAAUAUACCUUACUGUGCAACCAAGAGGUGCAAUUGACACCGAGGCAAGCCUAAAACCGCUCAGUUGACCUGGGUGAAUACCAUAUCAGGCUGAUUGUUUCCAUGCAGCUGGAUGCCCCUUCUAUGUGGCUAUCUUUGUCACCUAAGAGAUGCUUUAAAAUGUUGGGUUUGACUUAUUGCUAAUUUCUCGAAGUCAUGGUAUAUAAUUUACUCAUCUUAUUUCAAUGUAAGUUACUCUUAGUCAUAUCCCAAUGAUGCUUUGAGAUUGUUUAACCCAUUAAUUUGUCUUGUCGAAAAAAGGCAUACUUAUUAAAGAGCAUUAAAGAGACAAGGUCUUAAACUUUUUCAUUGCAUAUAUGAUUCACCCCAUAAGGCUGCAGAGAUAUGAAGCUUUUACGGUCACAGUCUAGUGUUUAUCUACUGAAGUCUAGACAUGCGCUAUUAGACACGAAAAUGUUGACACUUGGUACAAGGUGUUGAAUUUGCUUUAUCAUUCAUUUUUACUUGUGAAAAUUUUUCUUUAGCUUCCUUAAGACUUUUUAAUCAACUUUUUUUGGCCACAGAGUAGGAGCUGCUCUUCACAAUCUUGGGCAAUUUUACCUUGUACGAAAAAACCUUGAUGAAGCUCAAAGAUGUUAUGAGGUAAAAUUAUGCAUUUAUGAAGUUGAAUAAACUUCAGUUAAAGAUAAUUAUCAUCCUUUUAGAGCAUGGAGAUUGUAAGGGACCUACUUGAAUUGGGAUAUCUAAUUUUUUUGGUAUUUUUGUUUUGCAAUCUUGGUUAGCCAACCUGGUGUGAGGUUCACUGAUGAGGAAACAUGAACAUGUUAUGGGGUACAAUUAUACAUUUAUGAAGCUAAACUGAUUCCACUUAACUCUAUUUAUAUUUCCAUUGAAAACAUGGGAACCUAACUUAGACAUAUGAGAUGGGUAACAUAUUUGGCACUUUUAUGCUGCAAUAAUGGUUAGCAAACCUUGUUAGGCUCAGACUGGACCCACAGUGUGGAUCAGCUAUUGGAGAUGCCGAUUUUCGACAAAUAAAGUAUUUUGAAGACGAUCCAUUGUUUUUUAUUUGAAUUUUGUAUAAACAUUUACAAGUUACUCUCAACUGCCACAAAGGAGGUGUAAUCUGCUUUUCUGCAAAUACUUUAAAAAUCAGACAAUGUUGGCCUUUAUGUUUUAGGUUUGACAUGUGGAGGUUCAAUCUAUGUUAUUUGUUCAUAGAUAAAAAAAGUUACAUAAUUUGAAUGAACACAUUUUCUGAAAGUGGAUGCUGUUGUUAUUUCUUUACUUUAUCAGCAGUCUAUGUCCUGAGUUCUCGAUUGUUUAUUAAUAUUUCGUAUGGAAACUGCAUUAUAUUUACUUUUAAAAGACGAAUGAUUUUUCCUUUACAUUUCACCCUAAGUUAGUUUUCUUUCUCUUAUCUGUUUCAUGUGGCAGCGGGCAUUGAAGGUACAUUAUGUGUGGUAUUCAGUGUUUAACUUGAAGCCUGCACCAGGCAUCAUCUGCUGACGGUUUUCUUGUUGCUUCCAUCUGAUCUCUUAAUAUUUUUUCUGGUCGUUCCAUCUUUCUAUAAUUUGCUUGUUGUGCUGAUAUGAAAUUACCUUUCACAGAUAAAGGGACGUGUUUUAGGUUAUGGACAUACCGACUAUGCAGAUACGAUGUAUCAUCUGGGGACGGUAAAAUAUUGGAAUGACACUGAUUAUUAAUUACUUAUUUCAGUUUUUCUGCUGAGGGUUGUUUUUUUUCUACUGUCAACAUCAGCUUUUCAGAAUUGAUGUAUUUCUAACUAAUAUUGCCUUUUCAAUGUUCUUUUUUGGUUGUGGGUAGGUGCUCCUAUUCUCAACUUUUUCCUGAUUUUUUUUGCUGAGAGAAAUCUGGUUGUUUGAACUUGCUAGAAGAUUUCUUUGCAUCCUUAUCUCAAGUUGAAGGGAGUGAUAGAUGAUGAAUGAAACUGUGAAAUGAUUAACGGGAAAAAAAAUAUAAGUUGUGAUUGGGGGACUGUCAAAUCUCACAGGUUCAAAUACUGCUGUGGAAAUCUUUUGGUUCUUGUGAAUGUAAGAUGUGGUUGGUGCCUUAAUACACUUCUGAACUGCAAAGUCCUGUUUGUUUUCAGUUCUAUUAAAUUUUGUUCUGACAUUAUUCUGUUCCAUGGUUUAUUGCUUUCCGUUAAAAAUAUUGGUUAACACUAAAUUUGCCUUGAAUUUUUUAAUCGGAUGUAAAUGUUUCUAUAUCAGAUGUAAGUUUGCAGAUCAUUUGUAGUUACAUAAUAUGGUGCUGAAAAAUUUGCAUAGUGCUUUUUCAAGAUGUCUCCUGGAAGGAACCUCGGGAUGCAAUUCUAUAUCCAUCUCUGAUAUAUUUUUAAAAUAUUAUUUCUAUAUUUCAAUUUUUUUUACUUAUAUAUACAUUUCUAAUAUUUAUUUAUAUAUACUUCUAGUUUUUUCUAGUUUUUCCUUUCAAAUAAUUCAAUUUGUAGUUAUAAACUACAAGUAAAAUUUACUGCAUCUUCAGUCAUCGCCCUACCUCAUAUAUUGCUGGAAUUUUUUAAUUCAUUUGAUAAGCCAAGAAGAAGGAUAAGGCAGCAGUCCUGGUUUUUCGGAAUCUAAUCUAGGAUUGAUCCUAUUUCCAUGCUUUGGCUGUGGAGAUUGGUGUAUGAUUUCAAUAGGUUGUUAACCAUGAGGUAGCAGAUUCUUAAUGAUCCCUUCAAGAAAGGACUAUGCAGUCUCUUAGAAUAAGUCAAUCUGUAAUACUGCUGAGUAGUGGAUGUAGUUGAUCCUUGGUUUGCCCUAAACUAAGGUUCAAGGUUGAGACGUUUGGUUCCAGCAUCUUGAGUGAAAUGAUAGAAAAUGUAAGAGAACAGAAAUGAGAAGAAUGAGGAUGUCCAAUUGAAUGUCAGAUGUUGAUCAUAGGAUUGAAAAAAUGAUGAAUUUUCAGGAAGGCAUUUGAAUUGUGUGUUUUUUUUUGCAGGUGUUGUAUCUUCAAGGCAAAGAGAAGGAUGGAGAGGUUCUGAUUCGAGAUUCUAUUAGGAUACUAGAGGUCUUCCAUCUUAAGCUCAAGUUUCCCCCGGAGAGUUGGAAUUAUUGAUGUCGUUCUGUCUUUUUACUUCUCUUUUCUCUUGUUUAGGAAGGAGGAUUAGGUCAGUCAGCAAUUUUCGUUAGGAGGAUGCGAUAUCUUUCCCAGGUUCUAACAUAUUCCAUUGCUUUUUUAAUCUGUCUGAAGAGCCAUCUUUCUUAUGGAGAACUCAUGAUUGCAUUAAGCGUUGAGAAAUAUGAAUAUAUUUUCAUUCAUCGGGAUGGCUAUUUUGUGCAUCUAAUAUGGUGCAAUUUGAUCUGCUAAAUUGUGAAAUCCUAAAGAUUUUUUGCUUGGUUUUGCUGAAUAAAGGCUAGGUAGGUAUUGCAUUAUCACUUAAGCUUUACUUCCACGGCUAGUGCUUUUGAUCAAUCAUGUCUUAUACGAAUUAGCACCUGGAGACUCUGUUUAUUUAUACUUAUUAAUUAUCACAAAACACUGACCAAUGAUUUAUAUAGGAAUUUUUAAGAUGUAUCUUUGUGUAUCUUAUGCAUGCAUUGAGUGAUCAAAAGGUUUUUAUUGUGUUACACUUCCAAAGAUAGCACUACAGUAAAUAUUUUUCUUAUAAUUAACUCGUAGUUGAAAAUGAAAUACAUAUAGAAUAUCUAUCAUACAUCAGACUCCAUAAUUUUGCGUAUGAAAAAAUAAACAUGAGAAAGCAGGUGGCUCUUCCCAUUUCUUGGAUGCUGUCAUGGGCAUGCGGCUGCCAUGUUUGGCACAGUGAGAAGCUCAGACAUAUCUCCAACAAUGAGUGGGGGGUACUAGGGAACAUCGAUUGUAACCGAAGGAUAAAAAUUUGAACAGAUGUAUAUUCCAGAAGGCUUAUGUUUUAAAUUAAAACACAGGGUUUUUCCUCUUGGUGUUUAAGGGAUUGGAAAACAAGACAACAUAUAUGUAUAUACUAUGCUUCUUGCUAGAAAGUAGCGUUCAUGGACACCUUAUAUAAUUUUUUUUGUUGGCAUUUGUUUUGGUUCCCUGGGAUAUGCAUUGUGCAGAUUACAAUGAUCAACGAAUGAGCAUUCUUGAUCACAAGGCUAGACAAUAGUUUUCUUUUAAUUUUAUUUGGUUGUGUUCCAUAUUUCUUCAGGUUAUUUAACCACAUUUAUUUGAUGAUCCAUCCUGUGAAUGUUUAACUCUACAUUAGCAUAUUUAUCUCUAUUUGUUGCCAGGAUUUUUCUAAUCAUGUACAAUUUAUAUGACAGAUGCUGGUAAAGUCUGGUCUUUUACGUGAGGCUGAGGCACUACAAAGAAAGAUCUUGCAUGUGUUAGAGAUUUCAAAGGUUUUAUUUUUGUUUUGUUUCUGUCGUCCUAUUAAGAACUUUUCCAGUCUGUAAUAUCUGUGUGUUGGCUCUAUCAGCCAGAUUCUCUUUGUGAAUAUAUGUUCCUUUUUUUGGCCAAAGGAGGCUCAAUACAUGUUAUAUUGAUUGACAAAAAAUGUUGCAUAGGUAGAGUGAUAGUAAGCAACUGACAACUGCUACCUGCAGUUACCUACUUGAGUAUUCAGUUUAUCUGAAAAUUAAUUUCCACGUUCUUGUUGUCUACCAGCUCCCCUAAGGAACUUAUUCUAGCAGAUUGAGUGUUUGAUUGAAUGUCCGAGCUAUUUACUUUCUGGGCCUUGUGGUUCAGAUUCACGUCUUUCUUAUUUUACGGGCAUGUGCUUCUUUCGCUUCCAAACUGUAUAUGUUGACGUUUUGGUGAAAUGUGGUGCUUCGCCAUCUUCCAAAUUCUCCCUGAGAAAUAGGCAGAAGCUACAGGUGCAGUUUUCUUUUUGGGGCGAGGACAAUGGUUUAAGUUGAACUCGUGAAAGAAUUAUGUUUAAAUUGAUUCAACCAUGCUGGAUUUAUUUCCUUUGAAGUUCAAUGGAAGUAGAGUUAAUUGUCAUGGACUUGUAUAACCGAUGGAAUACUUGUUGGACAGAAGGAUGCUAUUAUUAUACCUGCCAUAUUGCAGUGAAUAUAGAAAGAAUAUCAAAUUGUUCGAUCUUUUCUGUCGGGGGAGAUUUCUGAACAGACAUUGUACACAUUUGGUUCAAAUAUUAGUUGGAGAUAUAUAUGUGUAUUGCUAGUGGCCUAAUGGGUGAUCCUUUCGCUAAAUACAGAGUGUUUUUGCAUUGCUCUCUUUGGACAAUGGUAACUGAUGAUGAAAAGAGUGCACUAAAGAAAUAAAUGACAGAAGAAACCAUUUUCCCGGAAAAAAAAUACAAUGAUAGGAAAAAAAAAACAAAAGAGGGUUAACUAUUUCCUCACAUUUUAACGAAUGCAGCAUUUCAUGGUGUAGCAUGUUAAAUAGGUUGAUUGUAAAAAUAAAUUGUGGCUUCAUUUUGGUUGCUAGCGAGUAGUCUCCAUCUUGUUUUUAUAUCUAACGGUCAAAUUUGUAACUUUUUACCAGGGAUGGUCACCUGACACUGUAAUUGCUGCAGAGCAGUUGGCAUUGACUCUUCAGUCCCUUGGGGAUUUACUCGAAGCCCAGGAGCUUCUGGAACGGUGCCGAUUUUUUUUUUUCUGUUUGAUCACACCUUUCUACUUUUUCUCUGUAUAUAUUGCGUAAGAGCCGACUUUAUGUUACUAAAAUAUUCAUCCCGCAGGUGUCUACACACUAGAAAGAACAUUUUGCAUGAAGAACACAUCCAGGUUCAUUUUCUUCUCGUAUGCUUUUGAAAGCUUGGUUUAUUUGAUUCUCGAUUCUCUAUAUUGUAAAUCCCUUUUGGUGUUGAUGCUAUCACAUUCUAUCCAAUACCUAGAGUUCUUCCAUUAAAGCUAUCUUUCGUUUUUAGUACGGGAAACAUGCAAAAUAAUAAGUUAGCUUCAGUAGGCUUGUGUGUCAGUUUGUGUAAAUUUAUCUUGCAAUGUAUGCAUGAUAUGAGUGUAUUGAUUAAUGCAACUGCUAAAAGAUUUCUGUCGAAAAGCAUUGGCAAAGGGAGAAUGACUCUGUCAUCUGUGACAGAGUGGAGGAAUGGCAGAAACCGUCUCAAGAUUCAUUGACCUUUAACACCCAUUAUACUAGGAGGAACCCUACACAACUUUCCCAAACUACCCAGUCUACGACUUAGAGCUUCCAACAAUUUCCAUUACGAGCGUGUUAAAUAAUCCGGUAGAACAAUCAUUUCUUUAUGUACAUAAAUUAUAUUAUUGUCAUUCAAUGACAUGAAAAGAGAAUUACACUUAUGUGAUCAUGUGUCUCAUAUCUGAUUUGAUGUUUAUUAUUUUCAUUGAUUUUUAAAUAAUGCGGAGGCUCCGCAUUCUUCUGAUUUGAAAUGUACAGGUGGCGGCUAACAUGCUUCAUUUAGCUAGAGUAAAAAUGCUAUGUUCUAGUCAACUAAGGAAGAGUAACCUGCCGGAGGCAAGGGCUGCACUUGACAAAGCAAAGCUCUUUUUAGAGGACUCUAUAAGGUUCCGGUCCUUUUUUCUCUCGCACAAAUUUUUGAAUAUUUUCAUAUUCAGAUAAUGUCAAAUGUAAUGCAAUUUAUUUCUCAAACAAGUGUUCCUCUUUGUCGUACAAAGCAGUAUAUUAGUUCUUACAGCUCUCUAUAUCUAGGUGCUGACAGGAUUCAAAGUUGAUGUCUCUUCCAAAAUCUUGACCUUUAAGUAGAUUGAAAACAUGUUGGCUUUUUUAGUUUCUUGUAACUGCAUAAUUUGCCCCUAAGUACGACUUCUGUUUGAUUGCGGGUAUGAUGUUUAUUCUCAGCGAGCGGUUUUCUCGUUUGUUUUCUCUUUAGAAGUGGUUAAGGCAUUGAUGUGCUGGUCAAGGUCUCUUGUAGGUUUGAGCUUUAAAUGCUGAUUAACAAUUCCCCUGUUUGAGCUUAAGGUCAUCACAUUUACCAAAUCCCAAGCUUGGCUUGCUUUUGUCUGAGGCCUUUUUAUGAAGAGAGAGAACAAGCUUCAUCGUAUAUGCUGUGGUACAUUGUAUUGGGUUUUAGUUUUAACUCAUAUCCAUAUUUUGUCCCAGCUUCUCUGAAGUGUGAGGUUAUACCUACUUUCUUGAAUUCGCUAAAAUAUCUUGCCUCAAGAUGCAGAAGAGGGGAGAUGAUUAGGUGGGGUAAGGUUUUUUGGGACGAAAUAGGGAAUGGCAUGCAGAGGGGAGAGAGACUCUCCAAUUGGAAUGAUGAAAGGGAAGGAUGGAAGACUCCUAUUGGUGGGUGAGGCAAUGAUGUAGAACAACACACUUAACAACAGGAAAAACUCAAAACUAGAGGGCCAGCCACUCUAGAAAUGGAUUGUGAAGAUGACAAGACGCAAAUAGGGCCGAAAAUCAAAUUAGGCCAAAAUGAUUAGAGCUAGGUUUCAGUUAACUAACAUGUCUUCUAGGCUGCUGGAAUUGUUAGACCUUGAUAAUGAGUGUUAGAGCCAAUUUUAGUAAUUGACACAUUUUUUAGACUGUUUUGAUUGUAUUUUAUAAUCUGUUCUGAUUUUUAGGAGUACCCAUUUAAGGCCAUCAUAUUGUAACUCUUGAAACAGCUUGAAUUAUACAAAUUCUCUCUUUGAGUGUCUCUCUCUACUUAUAGAGUCAAAAUUUUCCCCCUUGUGGAUUCAAAAGGAUCACCUUCAGUUUAUCUUUGUGGAUUCAAAGAUCAAGGAUUCCAGGUCAUGUGGAUUUAACAUGUUGUUUCUAAGCUCUGAAGCUUUAGAUUCUUACCCUAUGGAUUCAAGGCUCAAAUAUGUCAUUUUCUGAGACUCCAGUUAUGUCAAGUGCGUGAAUCUUUAUCUCAUGUCAUUUUGACAUCUUUACAUGGGUAAAUCUUUACAUUAAUGUAGUUCAAAUGGCGGAAGGUGAAGAUUUAUUCACUCGACGCAACUAGAGUUUUAGAAAUGAUAUAUUUCUAUUUUAAAUCUUCAAGGCACAAUAUCGAGCUUUGGAGUUGUGAAACCAUGCCUUGAAUCCACAAGACUUGGAAUCCCUAAUCCUUGAAUUCACAACUGACUUGAGGUGAUCCUUAGAUCCACAAGGAGGAAAAACUUGAAUCUAUUAGCAGAGAGAGACCCUUAAAGAGAAAAUUCGUAUUAUUCAACUUGUUUCUAGGGAUUACAAUGUGGUUAGGCCGAAAAUCAGAUGUGACGCCCCUAAGAAUCAGACCAGAUUCUGAAACAAAAUCAAAACAGUCUAACAAACGUGCCACCACAUUGUAAUCCCUAGCGUGUACUUUAUCUAGGUCUCUAAUAAAUACAGACGUCCUAGUAAAAAUGUCAGUUACUGAAAACCGACUCUGACUCAUUACUUAUGCACUUUAUUUUGGCGUAAUAUAGUUUAAGGCCCUGUUUGGGUCUUAUCGCCUUCACGGCCCAUUUCCAGAGUGGCUGGCCUUCCAGUUUUAGGCUUUUCCUGCUGCUGUUUGUGCUGCGCUACAUCAGGUAAGGACAAGACAAAGUACAGGAAUGGGUUGGAAGUCUGGGUAAGAGUGACAAUAUCUGCUGUCCUACGAGGGGAAGGGGGAUGGAGGUUGAGACGAAGGCGGGAUUCUGGAGUAUUCAUUAAGAAAAUCAAGGUGAAGGGAAGAUAUGGGACAAAAGGAUCAGAUGAAUUCUCAUGCGGUAGGAGAGGGAAGGAAAGUGAUGGGGAGGGAGAGAGUGUGUCUUAUGGUUCAGGUAAAAAAUCGGUCUGAGCUUAAAAAUCUGUACAUUUAAAAUUCUUUCUAGUCUGGAUUUUGAAACCCAGAUCCGGAGAAACCAUGCUCGGUUAAGUCAGACUAGAGUAUACCUAGCCUAUUGAAAACCCCAUCUCCACUGCAAGCAAUAUUUUUGAUGUGGAGAAUUUCGUAGUCUACUAAAAUGCAGUUUUCUAGUGAUUGUUUUCACACUGUCGAUAUCAAUUGGUUACGUAAUUUAUGAGAACAUUACUCUUCACCUCCAAUUUUAUGGAGUACUGUUCCUUGAACAUUACUCUUCACCUCCAAUUUUAUGGAUAAUUGCUGGGAGUAUAAGGAGAAAAAUGUAAAACAUUGUUGUAAAUGGGAACUUAUAGUUUUUGUUCUUUAGAAUUGUCUUUUUUAUUGACUCUUUUUGUGGAUGGAAAUUCUCAUAUCUUACUGCUGACGAUUUCACUUGAAUUGUGGAUUGUUUAGUCCACAUACUUCAUGAAACGGUUAUUUCCAAAAAUCAAAUAACAGAAAUCGUACUAAAAAGAAAAUGUUGUCUCAUUAUUAUACGCAAUGAAAAACUUCAGUGGAAAAAAUUCUCUGAUUUUUUUAUUUAGUCAUAGCCAUUCAUGUCAAUGGCUCUAGUUGACAAAAAAUCAACAAAAAAUUCACAGUGAGAUCUGCCUUUUAUUUGCUUAUUUUCUGGCUAUUCUUUAUUUUUUCCCUUAUUUGAUCUGGCUGUCGACGCUUAGGAUUUAAUGCGAAUGCGAGUCUGAAUAACCACAUCGAAUAAUAAAAAUGAUGAUGUCAAAAAUGACCUAGUUCAAGGCAAUAUUUUCCGUAUGAGUUUUUAACUAUGAUGUUUCAUGAUCAUAGUAUUAGUGUGAGAAAAGUUGCCUUUUCUUGGGAUAAUCCGAAUGUUUGAUAACUUCAUAAAACUCUAGAUGCACCUUACAGAAUCAUGUCACUGAAACUUUUCUCUUUUAUAUAAAAUGUAUAAUGUUUAAAUAUCAAAUAUUUUUCGAAACUUGGAAAAUAAAUUCGAUUUGGUUUUGAGGGUACUUAAGAAAGUAUUGAUAACGAAUUUGAUUGUAAGUUUAAGCAAUUAUCUCAUCUAGUUGGCUCAGAACUCUGUUGUGCUAAUAGGCUGUUUGUGUAUUUUCAUUUAAUUUAUUUUUUGUUUGAUAGGAUUGCAAAAGCAGCUUUGGAUCCUUCAAAAGCAGAUGGAAAUAAUCGUUUGAACAUCAGAUCCACAGUGGACAGCGAGAAAGAUUACCAUAUGGCAUUAAUAAUACUGGUUAGUUUGCCUUGGUGCACUACCAAGGACGAAUUUUCGUUUUUAGACGUAUUACUCCAAAAGAUACUGUUUCAAAAAGUUUUACUAUUUGUCUGACUCUUUAUGUAAAAUCACUGAUUGGAAAAGAAACUCAAAGCCUUUCUUUGAAUUUACUUCCCUUUAGAUGCUUUUUAUUGAGAAAAUUUUGGAAAUGAUUUUGCGAUAAAUGAUUGUAUUUUCUCUUAAGACGACUGAAAUUAUUUUUUAAAGAAACAUUUGACUUUUUGUAUGUACAUAGAAAAUGAUGAAAUGUUCCAUCGUCCAUUAUUUAUGAAUGUUAUCAUGGAGCAUCUAGUUUAUUCAAAAGCAAAUUUGCUCCUUGAAGUGACGAGUCGCGGAGUAACAAUUUUGUUGGACCUCGUCCCCUUGCCGUUUGAAUUUAUUGGUGGCUAGAGGGGAAAGUUUUGUAAGAUACUUUGUCCACAUCUGAGUUUCUUUUUGUAGAUUUAGUAAAUAAUCGAGAAAGGCAAAGAUCUCGGACCUAGAAUGGGGAUAUUUCCAAUACGCACACAGAAAAACAGAAUCUUGGAAAGGCUGAUCUCGAAACAACCUACUGUAAAUUUUUGACAGAGUACUCUUGUCGACCAUAAAGUCAAUAACCGUGAAACUCUUCAAUGGAAUUCUAGAAAGACUAAGCAUUUUGACAAAUACAUUUCUGUCUUGUUGGACUAGGAACGCAUUGACUUCUUGAUAUUUAUUAGGGAAAAACAUUUUUGGAUAUUUUUUCAGAUCGUACUGUGGUUGAUGCCAAUACGUCUAUAAAAAUCCAUUUUACUAUUUCUAUUAUGAUACUGCUUGACAUGAUGAUUGCUUUUAUCUUUACAAAGACUUAAUAUAAUCAGGAAUAAUAGCCUAGGGCUUGGGCGACCACAUCCUAGAAAGUUCAAUGGCUGUUGUGGCUGUCUGUCGAUUGGCAUCAGUCUCUUGGUUAUUGCAUAAAAAUCUGAAAGUUCAUUAGUUUCUGGGCAAUAUUGACAAAUGUUGUGAAGUACCUAGAGUCGUUUAGGCCCGUUAGGCCUGGAAUUCACUUGGGGCACCUAUAGACCCCUUAAGCAUGCAUCAUUUAUAGCAUUUCCUCGCGGGUGUCUGUGGACAAGAUAGAGAGAAAUCGUCUCCACUGCAAGCGCCUAGGAUUUAUGGAUGUCUUUUCUGCUCCAUCGAUUUUCUCUUCUAUCUCAACAUCUAGGGUUACCAGAUGUUGCUUUAUGCUCUCGAUCAUCUAUGAAUUUCUUCAGUUAGGAGAGAAUGCUUUCAGAGACUACCAAGAUCCCAUUUAUCUUAAUGUUGAGAUAAAUGAGCAUUUUGAUGACUCAAAGUUUAAUAUUAUCUUCUAUGAUGUGUUUUUCUGAUCUUGUGAAUUGUGUGUUGCAUGUUUGUGCAUUAUGAAGGAUCAUAGCUGAAAUUUGAGGAUUUGGGAGUGAAAUAAUCCUUAAAUACACAACGGUAUUGUGUUUCUUCAAUUGAAAUAUGAUUCUUCCACAUGCAGUUGCAAUCUCUCAAUGCCGUUGGUCUUUUGGAAGUUUCCAAGUAUGAAGUACAAGAACAAACGGUGAGCUGACACUCCAUUAUCUGACACAGAAAGCUCUAUACCUACCAACAAGUAUUGUGAAAUAGUUUCUUUACGUAUUGCUAAUUUCUUUUGGUGUUUUGGUUAGCAUUCCUUAUCAGAGGUUAGAGAGGGUGCUUUCCGUUUUUCAGUUUUUCUUAUUUAAAAUAUCAAUCACAAAUCAUUGCAUUAUUUUUCUCUCAUUUCUUCAUCAUUCUAUUGCUCUCCUAAGAGGAUAAACAUCAGUUGCACCACAGACAACAUGAAUCCCUAUUUAACUGUUUUCAUGCCUGAUUAACCUUGAUAAGCAAGCAUCUUUGAAAGAUCUGACUGGUAUAAAUAGCAAAAAAAAAGGGAGGCUAAUGUGUGCCCAUGAUCACAAAAAUCUCUGUGAAUUGCUCGUUAUUGACGCGAUUUCUCUUCUGAUUCUGGGGCAUAGAAGCUAUAAAUUAUGAUAAUAAUGCUUCAUUAUCUUGACCAAUCGCUCUCCAAUUCCCGUCCCAAUUUUUUAAUCUCCUAAACUGUGUAAUAUGUUGUUCUAGAUGCAACCAAUGGCUCACGCCGCAACCGAGUCUGAGCAUGCACUUUGUGAGUGCAUUUCCAUUUACAGAGAGGUAUGAUAUCUAAAUAAAAGCUUUGAUGCAUCUGCUGGAUCCAUCCAUCUGGCUGCCUCUGGGACUAGAACCCUCCUCCUUUGCUGCUUGAAAACCCUUGUCAGGUUUCCCUUCCAAGAAGAGUAGAUUGCAGUGCAUUUAUUACUUCAUGCCAAAUAUGGAUCACUUAAAGUCCUUAAAUGGGAAAGAUCUUAUGCAGCCGGCGAUUCGGAGCUUGCUGAAGUAUCCAGAUGUUGAGGGAGAGUAUCUGUCCUGCUUGAGGAGUCUCAUGAGCGUACUGGAGGACUACUCCGGCGAUAGGAAAGGCCCACAGAAGGCUACUCUCCAAGAGCUGAAAUAUGAAGUCAAGCGCAUAGAGGAUGACAUCGCAGCUGCCAGGAAGAACAGAAGCUAA